ACAGAGCGCCUCUCCUACUACCAUUAUAGCAGUUCAACCCAUCACUGCUCUCCGGCAUGGACGAACUGCAUCUUCUAUGUCUUUAACCUUACCUUCAUCUACGGACUGGCAGUCCCCACCAUGCUCAUCUCUCACGCUUUUAUCAUCUAUAAAUUGAGAGCAAAAGAGAAGAAGCUUAGAUCGUAUGGUGUCGGCAAGUCAGGGCAAGCUCAGGCAAGCAAUCCGGAGAAACAUAUCAGUACUUUAUCGGGAUCAGCUGGAAUGGGAACUGACAUAUCUAUGGAAGGCAAACAAAAGUGACAAGAUUCCCUCGAAGCGACUUCAAAGCAGUAACAUGAAACAAGAUCAAGAACACAGCCUACAUUCUCUUUCGGUGGAUUUCGGCGACACUUCGGACACAAUCGGCACUUCUGAACUUGAUCUCUCUUCAUCGGAUAUGGUGUCUCGGGGACAAAAGAAAGAUCGGCCGAGGAAAGCAAAAGGGAAAAAAGACAAACAGACCCAGUUGGCAGUAAAGUGGGCGAACCUAAGCGUGGAUAAACAAGUUGCAGUUGCAGGGGGUAUGGUUGUCCUGACAACGACCGUCUGCUGGGCCCCUUACUCUCUCGUUCAUGCUUGCUUCUUUGACUUCUCUCCAUCUCACAUGGUUGGGGUUGCUACGAUGUGGCUGGGAUACACCAACGCGAUGCUCGACCCCCUGAUCUAUGCAUUCUUCAACAGACAGAUACGAUCCAAGAUUGUCCAUCGUUUCAACGACUGCUUCUCAUGUUUGAAAUGAUCCAAAUUGUUUAUACCAGUGGCAGAUCUACCUCUUCGCUAAGAGGGGGUGGGGUGGGGUUGACAAGUUGGUUUGACCAAAUGACGAUGAGCUGCGACGUAAUGCAUCCUAGCUACCCCCCCCCCCCCCCGAUGUAGAUCCGCUACUUUUCUGUUUCUCCCAAAACAGGGAAAGGUUGUUGGAGUUUGAUUCCAUACUCUUUUAUAUAUUAUGUUUCGGGAACCCGAGGUGGGGAUUUAAAUCCCCUACCCCACUCCCUGGAUCCACCGCUGCAUAUUACAUUUUCUCUUUUGGGCUCCAUUGUCAUUGUUUGGAGGGAAAGUGCUGAUGGGUUUAAACAGGGCAGUUUCUCCGUCAUUCUUAAAGUAAUCCAAAACGGGAAUAAAAGGUUCGGGGGCAAAGAAAGUAUGGGAAAAGAAAAAUCUCAGGCAUUAGCGAUACAAUAUUCCAAAUUGAUAGAAUUCAGAUGGGAACAAUCCAACCACCCCUCCCCAAUAUACCAUUAAGAAACUUGGCGCUGCCGCCGAGGUUUGAAUAUUCGUGUUUUGACUUGAAAAUAUAGUCAUUUUAUGAUAUACCUCUGAUGUAAUCUUACGAUUUAUAAACAUGUAAAUAGCGUUAUAAAAUAAAGUAAAAAGCGAUUGUGAAAUGUUUAGGUUUGAUACAAAGAGCUGUAAAUAAAUGUAUAUUUAGACUAAUAUUUACACUUAGACCUGCAUUAUUGUGAUAGCAACAUAAUAUCAAUAAAUCCUGAAAAAAAAUCUUAUCAAAUAAGUGCCUGUACCAGGAUUUUAAAAGAAUGGAGUUCACAUUAUAAAAAGAUGAAGUCUACUGAUGUCAAAUUGGAUAUAAUGGAAUAUGAAAUUAUAUCAAAAUGGAGAUGUCUAAUGAUGUCCCUUGUAAGCUGUAUAUUUGCCUAUUUUAUUUCAAGUCGUAUAUUUUUUUAUGUCUGCAUUGUGUAUAUACCAUUUGCAAACUGAAUGUAAUUCAGCCUUUGGCUGCUAUUUUUAGUGAUUAUUUGAAAUAAACCAUUCAAUAAUAAUAAUGAAAAAUGAUAAUGCUGUGUACCAUAAAAUUCCAUCAACUGUCAUCUUUUAUUUUUUUUACCUGUGCAUAUCAACAUUAAAAACCUAUAUGUAAUAGGUGGCAAAUGACAUCACAAUGAGACUUUUUUUUUGGGGGGGGGGUGGUCAUAGUAACUCUGAAUUUUUCAUAGAUUUUUAUUUUAUCAUCAAAAUGCUCCUCACAAACCAACUUGUAUAUUCAAAUGUAUUUCUAUAAUAUGGAAGCAAGUACAUACUCAGCAAACUAAGCCUUAUGCUUGUAUUAUGUUCAAAUAUUGUUGCAGUAUUUUCCCCCUUUUUUUUCAAUCAAAGUAAUUCCAAACAAGAAAAAGAAAUUUGUGCUACACUUGAAACCAUGACUUCCCUUAUUUAUGCAAAUAAUGAAAGGAAAUUAAAUAUUUCGCUUUAUCUUCGUAACUUGUCUUUACUAGAAGAAAUAAAAGAAAUAUGAUGAUUCUAACAAAGGCACAGAUGCUAAGUAGAUGUUUUUUAGUUCUUGUUAUGUUUUUAAGGAAAAUAAUAAAUUGUAAAAUCAAUAAAAAUAUUGAAUAGCUGAUACAUGUACAAUUACAGAAAUUAUAAGUGAAAGGUUUAUU
Molecule: messenger RNA, 2438 nt
Organism: Lytechinus pictus (painted urchin)
Lineage: Eukaryota; Metazoa; Echinodermata; Echinoidea; Temnopleuroida; Toxopneustidae
Product: alpha-1A adrenergic receptor-like
Exons: 3
Coding region: 185-778 (197 amino acids)
Biological process (GO): adenylate cyclase-activating adrenergic receptor signaling pathway
Cellular component (GO): plasma membrane
Molecular function (GO): G protein-coupled receptor activity
Source: RefSeq, a predicted model, not a curated record